This is a messenger RNA of Balaenoptera acutorostrata (minke whale), 3866 nucleotides long. It is a transcript of the gene ONECUT2, whose product is annotated as one cut homeobox 2. The record is from RefSeq and is a predicted model, not a curated record. Lineage: Eukaryota; Metazoa; Chordata; Mammalia; Artiodactyla; Balaenopteridae. Gene Ontology annotation, cellular component: nucleus. The coding region runs from base 1 to 1524 and encodes 507 amino acids. The transcript is spliced from 2 exons. Gene Ontology annotation, biological process: regulation of transcription by RNA polymerase II. Gene Ontology annotation, molecular function: DNA-binding transcription factor activity, RNA polymerase II-specific; RNA polymerase II cis-regulatory region sequence-specific DNA binding.
AUGAAGGCUGCCUACACCGCCUAUCGAUGCCUCACCAAAGACCUAGAAGGCUGCGCCAUGAACCCGGAGCUGACAAUGGAAAGUCUGGGCACUUUGCACGGGCCGGCCGGCGGCGGCAGCGGCGGGGGCGGCGGCGGGGGCGGCGGGGGCGGCGGCGGGGGCCCGGGCCAUGAGCAGGAGCUGCUGGCCAGCACCAGCCCUCACCACGCGGGCCGCGGCGCCGCUGGCUCGCUGCGGGGCCCGCCGCCGCCGCCGCCGCCGCCAACGGCGCACCAGGAGCUGGGCACGGCGGCAGCGGCUGCAGCGGCGGCGUCGCGCUCGGCCAUGGUCACUAGCAUGGCCUCGAUCCUGGACGGCGGCGACUACCGGCCCGAGCUCUCCAUCCCGCUCCAUCAUGCCAUGAGCAUGUCCUGCGACUCGUCCCCGCCCGGCAUGGGCAUGAGCAACACCUACACCACACUGACGCCGCUCCAGCCGCUGCCGCCCAUCUCCACCGUGUCGGACAAGUUCCACCACCCGCACCCGCACCCCCACCACCACCACCACCACCACCACCACCACCAGCGCCUGUCGGGCAACGUCAGCGGCAGCUUCACCCUCAUGCGCGACGAGCGCGGGCUCCCGACCAUGAACAACCUCUACAGCCCCUACAAGGAGAUGCCCGGCAUGAGCCAGAGCCUGUCCCCGCUGGCGGCCACACCGCUGGGCAACGGGCUGGGCGGCCUCCACAACGCGCAGCAGAGCCUGCCCAGCUACGGGCCCCCGGGCCACGACAAAAUGCUCAGCCCCAACUUCGACGCGCACCACACUGCCAUGCUGACCCGCGGUGAGCAACACCUAUCCCGCGGUCUGGGCACCCCGCCCGCGGCCAUGAUGUCGCACCUCAACGGCCUACACCACCCGGGCCACGCUCAGUCCCAUGGGCCGGUGCUGGCGCCUAGCCGUGAGAGGCCACCCUCGUCCUCUUCGGGAUCGCAGGUGGCCACAUCAGGCCAGCUGGAGGAGAUCAACACCAAAGAGGUGGCCCAGCGCAUCACCGCCGAGCUGAAGCGCUACAGCAUCCCACAGGCGAUCUUCGCGCAGAGGGUGUUGUGCCGGUCUCAGGGGACUCUCUCCGACCUGCUCCGGAACCCCAAACCGUGGAGUAAACUCAAAUCUGGCAGGGAGACCUUCCGCAGGAUGUGGAAGUGGCUGCAGGAGCCCGAGUUCCAGCGCAUGUCUGCCUUACGCCUGGCAGCGUGCAAACGCAAAGAGCAAGAACCAAACAAAGACAGGAACAAUUCCCAGAAGAAAUCCCGCCUGGUGUUCACCGACCUCCAACGCCGAACGCUCUUCGCCAUCUUCAAGGAGAACAAACGCCCAUCCAAGGAGAUGCAGAUCACCAUUUCCCAGCAGCUGGGCCUGGAGCUCACGACCGUCAGCAACUUCUUCAUGAAUGCCCGGCGCCGCAGCCUGGAGAAGUGGCAGGACGAUCUGAGCACAGGGGGCUCCUCGUCCACCUCCGGCACCUGUACCAAAGCGUGAUGGAAGGACUCUCAGUUGGGCACAAGUCACCUCCAAAUGAGGACAACAGAUACCAAAAGAGAAUGCAAAGGAAAACGACGCUGGAUUCUUAGCUGGGGCCCUUCACUGGUGAUUUGAAAGCACAAUUCUCUUGAAAAGAAAAUUCUAUUCUAGCUGUAAUCAUAGGCCAGGUGUUCUUUUUGUUCGUUGGUUUUUAAUGGCUAUGGAGUCCAAGUGCAAGCUGAAAACUAAUCUCUUUGAACCGGACAUUGUCCUCUGAGCGAGUGUGCUAAGCACCUCAGAAACCCAAAUGGGGCCUUUCUGCAGCAAGUCAGUUUCAGUGUGGUGUCAGUCAAGCUCAGGAUUGCUUAGAAUGUCAACGGUCCCACUUUGAGUCCUGUCAACCUCUUGCAGUCAAAGUUCCCAUGAGUGAUAGUGGGACUUUGAAUGACCUCAUUUGCUUUCCAAGUGCUUAGCCUCAUCAUACCAUAGUUCACCAACGUUCACAGCCAUAACAUAGAAAAACAUCAGAAUGACAAUUACUGAGCACAAGUUUUAAAUAUGGAAGUUAAAAAAAAGAAUCCAAGGACCUGUUUUUCCAACUCAGGCAUCUUUUUCAUUGAAUGGUUUAGAAAGCUUUAAGUUGAUCCAGUUUACAAUUUUCUUUUCCUUACCUCCUGGAAAUCUCACGUGGUCUUGGAUCCAUCAAAAAAAACCAGAUCAGUUCACUUGAGCUCAAAGUAUCAAGCACAACGAAGAUAAACAGAGAAGUAAGGAAGGUUCUGGAUUCACCGCAUCUAGAUUUUCAAGACAUCAAUUAAGAAGUCAUGAGGGAAUCAUUGGGAAUACGGCUUCAAGCACAUUUUGCAGUUUGUUACAAAUUCUGUUUGUACAUAAUGCAGAUGCACACUCAGGAGGCCAAUUUAACUGUUACAGUACACGGAGCAAAUGCAGCAUUUUAAAAGAUCUAGAUUUUUUUAGAUCAUAAAUGUGUCCUUCUUGGUUAUCUGUCACCUGGUUCCUCCUAUUGUGCAUUAUGACCACCACAUAAUACAUUCUUGUUCUUUCAGAUUUGGGUUGUUCCCUUGUCCAUCCCAUCGGUAGGGACGUUUUCAGUGUUUCAUAGCAAGGAAAAAAUAAAUAAUUCAAACCACCAUACAUGUUACUCAUAACCGUCAUCUAGUCCUGAAUCUCUUCCAUUGUUGAAUCAUCUAGCAAAACAGCUGAAUAAAUCUGGAGAAAACACAGCACACCAAAGAAGCAGAAUACUGCAAACCAAAGACAUUUAUUACUUGCCAUUUUCUAGCCUGAAAAAUACUGUGAUUACUUCUUAGAAGUCAGAAAACCUCUGCAACUCCGAAUGGCAUUCAGCUCUUGCAUUUGGUUCAUCAUCGGGCUGAGUGGACCGGCUACACCAAGGAUGUUAGCCAAGCCACCCAGCAAGUGGCUUUGUGGUUCCUGGCUGUCACCUUCCCACGGCAAAUGGAAGAGUGCCCACAGAACCCUGGGAGAUUGCAGAGGUCACCAUGUGCAUAUUUACCAGUGAAUGGCCCCAGGUGGGCACCACGGGGGUGUUCAAAGCAAGCCAAACACUGCAAUGAUUCUUUACAGACACUUGAGACUGACUUUUUUAUGAAUUGCUUAAUCGAAACCAAAGAAACUUUUUCUGCACCUACUUCUGCAACAAACAAAACUGUCCCAUUAAAAUGAAUAAAUAAAUAAAAACGUAAAUCACCGAAAAUCACCACCAACGAGAAGGAAGCACGCCAGAAAAGAAAAAAAAAAAAAAAAACCAGAAACAGAAAAACAGCGAGACACACUGUGUUCAAACAGACCUCUUGGGACAUUUUUUGGAAGCAGAUUUUAAAGAAAGGGUUGACACAGGAAGAGAAAUAGGAAAAGCCUCCGUUGCUGCUGCUUCAUUUGACAACUCAUGCGGUAAUCUUAAAGUUGAAGAUUGUCUUUAAUUUGUGCCUAUGCAGUUUUUCAAAAGAACACGGAACAGAGCAACAGAAACCUCAACAGCUACAAUACCAAAGAUGAGGAUUUCUCACACCUUUGUUUCAGUUCAUUAUCUCCUCUUGCCUGGCUUAAAUACUAAUAGCGCCAUUGAUCUGUGUAAAGGUAAUCAAUUUUGUUUCUGAGCAACGAAAGGAAAAGGUCAUUUGUUUGAUUUUAUUGUUUCCCUAUCAUUUUGUUUUAUGGCUUUCUACCCAACAUGGAAUCUCUCAAAAGGUUCCAUGGAAUCCAAGUUUAAGAUGUUGGGAUACUGAACAGUUCUCCUCUCUGCUCGGCAGAGCGUGGGGAAUAAUAUUGUCACUUGAACGUUCUAUGCUUAAUCCUUAGUCUUGGUUCCUUCUAUG